Molecule: messenger RNA, 1621 nt
Organism: Lactuca virosa
Lineage: Eukaryota; Viridiplantae; Streptophyta; Magnoliopsida; Asterales; Asteraceae
Source: the annotation of a GenBank genome assembly
AAAUCUCACCCCCGAGACUCGCAGCUGACAUGAGAAGUUUUUGAUUUCUGAAAGGGUGAAUUGUGAUCUCGAAGAACGUAAUCAUUGUGCGUUCUAGCUGAUUUAUUUUUGAAAGAUGACAGGAAGAUUUGCAUUUAGAUUCAUGAAAGGAUCUUUAACACAAAAGCUAAAACAAAUGGCGUCUCCCGUUGCCAAUCCUAGGCAUUACUGUUCCUCUUCUUCUUCUUCUUCAGCUAAACCUAAACUUUCUCAGUCUUCUAGAAAGGAAAGAUUACUUGCAGGAGCUGCAAUCGGUGUCGUUGGGGGAGCUUAUGCCAGCACUUUGGAUAAAGAAACAUUCAGUGGGUGGCUAUUCACAGCAACAAAAGCUCUCAAUCCAAUGUUUGCAUUAUUAGAUCCAGAAGUUGCUCACCGUUUAGCUAUCUCUGCUGCAGCUCGUGGGUGGGUCCCACGGGAACAGAGGCCAGAUCAGCAAAUUUUAGGGCUUGAAGUUUGGGGAAGAAGGUUUUCUAAUCCAAUAGGACUCGCUGCAGGAUUUGAUAAAAAUGCAGAAGCUGUUGAAGGUUUACUUGGAUUAGGGUUUGGUUUUGUUGAAGUUGGAUCAGUUACUCCUAUUCCACAAGAGGGCAAUCCAAAGCCUCGUAUGUUUAGAUUGAGAAAUGAAGGUGCUCUUAUUAACAGGUGUGGAUUUAAUGGUGAAGGAAUAGUUGCUGUUGCAGAAAGAUUGGAUACUCAAAAUGGUAAGAGAAAGCCAGAAAAAACUUCAACUUCUUCAAAUGAUGAAGUCAAACAUGGUCAAGGAAUUCUCGGGGUCAAUAUUGGAAAAAAUAAAACAAGUGAAGAUGCUGCUGCAGAUUAUGUACAAGGCGUACAUGCUUUGUCCCAAUAUGCUGACUACUUGGUAAUUAAUGUUUCAUCACCCAAUACCCCUGGACUUCGGAAGCUUCAAGGAAGAAAUCAAUUAAAGGACCUUGUUCAAAAGGUUAAAGCAGCUCGUGAUGAAAUGGAAUGGGGUAAAGUGGGCCCUCCUCCAUUGCUUGUAAAAAUUGCUCCAGAUUUGUCUAAGCAAGAUCUUGAAGAUAUUGCUGUGGUUGCUCUUGAUCUCCACUUGGAUGGUUUGAUUAUAUCAAAUACAACCAUUUCAAGGCCAGAAGCUGUUGAGAGCAAUCCGGUGUCAGAGGAAGGUGGUGGAUUGAGUGGGAAGCCUCUUUUUAAUUUAUCAAAUGACAUCUUAAAGGAUAUGUAUAUUUUAACAAAGGGAAAGAUUCCUUUGGUUGGCUGUGGAGGUGUAAGCAGUGGAGAGGAUGCUUACAAGAAAAUAAGAGCAGGAGCUACUCUUGUUCAGCUUUAUACAGCUUUUGCUUAUGGUGGGCCCGCCCUUAUACCCCAGAUAAAGGCAGAACUUGCAGGUUGCUUAGAAAGGGAUGGCUUUAAGUCAAUGUAUGAUGCAAUUGGUGCAGACUGCAGAUAAACAUGAUGCCAAAUUAUCAUGUAAUUUUUUUUAAUUGUUUUUGUAAAAUACAAGCUACUAAGAGAAUUCAUAUUAACACAAUAUUCUGAAGCUAAAAUUUUCAAGGCUUUAAAUACUUUUGUUCUUAUUUAUUAAUUUUGUUUUUACAAG